Molecule: messenger RNA, 5620 nt
Organism: Bacillus rossius redtenbacheri
Lineage: Eukaryota; Metazoa; Arthropoda; Insecta; Phasmatodea; Bacillidae
Product: nitric oxide-associated protein 1
Exons: 9
Coding region: 390-2582 (730 amino acids)
Molecular function (GO): GTP binding
Source: RefSeq, a predicted model, not a curated record
AAAACAGUGUGACAACACGUGCCGGAAAGGACAAUAAUAUUCUGACAUUAAAAUAAAAUUUCUUUAUCGAUAUGUUUCAGAACGAUAACAUAAAUAAAUAAUUUAAAUUGUAGUUAUGCCUUGAAACAUCCAUUUUUUUCGAACAGAAACUUGCAUAUAAGGGCAACUGACACCAAAUUUUGACUUUCGACGUUGAUUAUAAUAAAAUUUAAAAAAAAUAAAAACAAUACAAAUGUAAACAUUGGCAAUUGGCAUGCACUUGUUUAUUGUCAUGGUUAUGAACAGUAAACGGAGGUUCUAUAAAUCAAUGUAUUUCUUGCAGAAAAACCGGGAUUGUUACCUUAUGAAUUAAAUGCGAGCUUGGUGUUCUUUAUUCGUAAUUGGUUAACAUGAUAUUUCUCACUUGCCGUGUUCUGUCGAAUAUUCUGUGUGAAAAGGAACUAAAAUGGCUUGGUCAGUACUUGAAGUUAGGUUACAGCCCUCGCAUACGCAAAAUUCAUGCAUCAAGUGCCUGCACGUUGGAGUUACAGGCGUCUGAAGAGGAUCGAUCUAAUCAGGAUGCCACAAAUUAUCGUGCUAAGUAUAAGAUAUUGUAUAAUUCAGUACUAGAAAAUGAAAUGCUUAAACACACCUUUGUACAGAGAAAGAUCGCAGAAAGGAAGCGUAAAUUAGAUCUUCUGAGGUCCAUAAAUACUCGUAGAGAUAUGCCAAUUGCUUUGCGGCAUUUAGGUAUGGUGUCAUCUGAACCAAAAGUACCGAGUGAAGAUACAAUAAAGGAAGAGAGUUGUGUCAAUGUCAGUCUGCCAUAUUCAAUACAUACUAGCUCCGUAGCGCUUCAUCAACCUUUACCGGUUAACGAUUCCAGUGAUGGGGAUUUUGUGGAUAGUUCACCUGAGCUACAGGAAGCAGGAAGUGACGUUCCCUCUUCAUGGAUGGCCGACUACGAGCAGUUCGAUGAAUCCAGCCUGAGCGACGUUGAGCACUGGAGAUCAAAUUAUGGCACACCCGACAGAUCGGUUCCCGUCAGCACCGUGCCUUGCGGAGGCUGUGGGGCAUUACUGCACUGCCAGGACCCGGGCAUCCCGGGCUACCUGCCCAGCGAGCUGUUCCGCCACCACUCGGAGACCCAGCUGCGCGCUGUCACCUGCCAGCGCUGCCACUUCAUGCGCCACUACGGAGCGGCCCUGAGCGUGAACGUGCACCCGGGCGAGUACCCCCGGAUCCUGUCGCGCAUGCGCACCCAGCGAGCCCUCGUCGUCCUGGUCGUCGACCUGCUGGACUUCCCGUGCAGCGUGUGGCCCGGGAUCCUGGACAUCAUCGGCCGCUCGCGACCCGUGGUGGUGGUCGGCAACAAGGUGGACCUCCUGCCCGCGGACAGCAAGGGGUACCUGGACCGCGUGAAGACCUGCCUCGCGGCCAGCCUGGAGCAGUCCGGCGUCAGUGCUGCCAACGUCAAGCACGUCGCCCUCCUCAGCGCGAGGACGGGCUACGGGGUCGAGGAGCUCAUAACCAAGCUGCAGAACAUCUGGGAGGGGAAAGGGGACGUGUACCUGGUGGGCUGCACCAACGUGGGCAAGUCGACGCUCUUCAACGCCCUCCUGCAGAGCGACUACUGCAAGGUGCAGGCCGUCGACCUGGUCCAGCGGGCCACCACCUCCCCCUGGCCGGGGACCACGCUCAACCUGCUCAAGUUUCCAAUUCUGCGGCCAGUUGGUUGGCAGCUCUACAUGCGCACCAAGCGUCUGAUACAAGAAAAGAAGCAGAACAUAGCAGAGAAAAAGUUGCUCAAAAUGCAAGGUGGCCAGUUACCGAAACUGGAAAAUCCAACGCUCUUAGGUAACAUCGAACGAACAUUCCAACCACGGCAGUUUGAGGAAGGAAAAGACCCAUUCACCUUGAGUAAUCAGGUGGCGAAACUGACGAUCGGGGCCCCGGGGCUGGACCCCAAGGACAGCGUCUUCGCGGAGAGCCGCUGGUGCUACGACACCCCGGGCACUGUGCAGCCGGACCAGGUGCUGGACCUGCUGACGACGGAGGAGCUGCUGGCCACCCUGCCGAGGACCGUCCUCACGCCCCGCUCGUUCCUCCUGAGGCCCGGCGCCUGCCUCUUCAUCGCCGGCCUGGCCCGGCUCGACUACCUGGAGGGACCCAGCCCGGUCAGGUUCACGGUGCUGGCUGCGGAUGACCUGCCCCUCACAGUGUGCGAGGUGCCUCACGCGGAGGAAGUGUACUCUCGCCUGCUGUGCUCGCCCUUGAUGCUCGUUCCCGGGGGCACCACGACGAGGCUGGACUGCUGGCCCGGCCUGUCCCCUGCCCCGAUGCCGCUCACCGUCACGGGCGUGUCCUGGCGGGAGAGCUGCGCGGACGUCGUGCUCUCCUCGGCAGGCUGGGUGGCAGUGACUCCCGGGCCGCAGAAGGCCUGCACCAUGCGCGCCUGGACCCCGGCCGGUCGCGGCAUCUACCUGCGCCGGCCACCGCUGCUGCGCUUCGCCGUGAACCUUCGCGGCCCCAAGCAGCGCGCCAGCCCCGCCUACCGGCCUGCUCCCACUGCCUCCACCGACGCAGAGCCUCGCUGCCUGUGAGCGCUGGGCACGCCACGAGCACGGUUCCUUGCCGUGUGGCACACACUUGCUCCGACCCCCCGCUACCAGUCGCACGUCGAUGGUUCCGCAUGUCCUGUCAUUUGGCACUAGUCGAGCCGCUCGCAUUCAGAUUUUUUUUUCUGGUGAAUUUCAACUGUCAACCUUGGCCACCGUGGCCAAUACUGCAAGGGUUGGAUCAAAAAUAUUGAUAGCUUCCUUAGUAGGCAGACCAUCAAAUCCGUUUAAAUUGGUUAUAAAUUUUAUAAUUUUUAUAUAAAACCGUGGUCUGAAAGAAAUUUUGAUAACAUUACUGUAAGGGUUUGAAAAACGAAUCAUAAUUUCUGUACUACUUACACUAUUAUGUCCAUUCUUAUUAGUGUUGGGCCGAUUCCUAAAAUAUACAGAUUCUGAUUCCAUUUUCGAAUCUUAAAUUAAAGGGUCGAUUCUUCGAAUCCGAUUCCGAUUCCUUAAUUUUUAUCUGACAAUGUUCAACAGAGUAAUACACUAAGAAAAAAAAAGGUUGUUUAUGAUUUUAAAAAUUUAAUUGCAUUGUUUCAUUUUCUGUGCAGAAAUUAACAUUAUAUACAGCUUAUAUAAUGUUAAAAAGUAUGUUCAUUACCAUCAAGUUACGCUACCUUGAAUUUCUAGCACAAUUUGGCCUUUUAACCUUGCAUAUAGUGAGACAAAACACGUGUUCAAACACUACCAAUAAUCAAAGUUUUCUUAUGACGUAAAUUGUAAAUAAUGUUAUAACUUAACCAACUUUAGAUACCUUACAUUAUCAGCUCAAUUAAUUAAUUGUAAUAAAAGAGCUUUGUAUAGUUAGGUUAAGAAUUUUAUUUUCAAGCACAACUAAAUAAUGAUCCAAAUAAAAUGACAAUAUAACCUCGUUUAUACAUAUUUCAAGGGACCAGGGCGAAAAAAAUAAAGAGGGAAAUUUAAAAAUAAAACUUUUAUCAUCUUAUUAUGAUGGAAAUGACAAGAAACAAAUAUGCACCACACUAAAAUAAAAUGUCAGAAAUGCUUUCGUUUUAACUUUUAAUAUAUUACCUAGAUCUUAAUUAUCUCACUUGGUGAAAUGAAUAAAUCCAUCCAGUCUUGCAGUUCUUUACAAUCGUAAAGAGAAAAUAAAUUUUCGGUUCUUGAGUAAGAAAGUUCUGUGCAUGUUUUAACAUCUCAAAAUUUCCAGAUUUUCUUACACAAAAUAUUUAAACUCUUCAAAUAAUCGCGUGUUAACAUUUAAUUCAUUUCAGAAAUUGAUCGGAAACAAUUCUGUUAAACUAACACAACUACUUUCAAAAGAUUGUUUAUGUUUGGUAAUAAAAAUUUACGAACGUUUCAGCAGCAAUGUUUGGAAAUUCAGAUUAGCCAACUGCCUUUCCAAAAUAUAUUGAAUGUAAAACGAGCAUAGCUGAACACGCACAAGAACGCUGAUUUACAGCAAUUUGGUUAUGUUGCUUUUAAACUUAUUUUAAUAUGGUCGCAGUAAUCCACUGUGAAUUUGGGUAAAAUCUCAUUCAAAAAUUAUUUCAUUUUAAUUCUUUAAAGUUUAAAGUGCAGAGAUGUGAAACAUCUUAAUUUUCACGUUCACGUCACCAAAGAUUUUGUUCAUGGCCGUAUUGUUUACCAUGGCAGGUAGCACAAAAAAAAUUAGGUUGUUUACAAUGGCAAAUGUAGCUGCCAUGAUCAAAUAGUUAACGUUUACAUUAUUUUACUUGCCGUUUACAUUUACAUAAUUUUCUUUAAACAUUUAUGGUUUUGUCUAUUUUUAAAGGUUUACUAUUAAAUGCAGUGCUGCUGCAGCGUAAUUUCGGAAAAAUGCUUUUGCUUUAAGCGGGAAAGUAGAUACUGCAUUUGUACUGUAGGGAAAAUGGCAGUGCAAGUAAUUAAAUACGUUAAUCACCGUUUAUCGUAAAUCAGUUCCGUAAAAAAAGAUUGUAUUAUGUAGUUUAAAAAUUAUAUUUGCAUGCAUUUUAUAUUUUAUUACUAUGUGUAGGAGAUGUAUUUUGCAAACUUAAAAACAAUGCAGGAAUCGGUCAUGGUCAAUUCCAAAUCCAUUGUAUUCUGAAUCCCACGAUAAUACUGGAAUCGGUGGAACCGACCGAUUCCGGAAUCGGAAUCGACCCAUCACUAAUUCUUAUAUAUUGUAAAACCUUAAAAUAUUAUCUACAAUUUUCGUGUCGGGUAGCACUACUGUGCUGUGGGAAUUCGCCCAGAGUUAAUGGUUUCGGUUCAGUUUUCGGUUUUUCUGAGUACAGUGUUCUUGUUUUCUAUCGGGUUACAUAUGUCACACGUCACAUUUCAGUAUGAUUUUUUUGAAGUCCAAUGCUCACAUCUGUAUAUUUUUUUCUUUCUCUUGUUACAACUUGUUUUUAAAUAUACCAUUGUACUGUGUACUUAAACUUUUUUUUUUGGUUUUCCAGUUAAAAAAUGACAUUGAUGUUCAAUAAACCAGCAGGAUCGCUAAUCCUGCGGGGCUGUGGUUCCGAACAAGCAGGAUUAAAAAUCUUGCGCUGUAGAAGUGACAGGCCUGAGUCUAAUUACUUGAAGAACAGAUUGUUUUAUCAAAAUUCAGGAAGUAAUUUUAUUGAAUCACUCAAAAUCUAACUUGCCUAAUAAGUUUGUUUUACCUGUCAUUUCGAGAAGGCAGGUUUUUUUGUUUGUUUUUUGUAAUCUAAAUGAUUUUUUUUUUUAUAUCUUAAAUUUUUUGGCCAAAGUAAGUUCUUGGAACUUCAGCGCAGUGGUAUGAUGCUAAAGAAAUCCAAGGAAUUUAAUAUAAAGCACCCCAGAAGAUAAGGAUCCAUUUCUUUGAUUCCUGAAUAUUUUAAUUAUUGCUUGGUUUUGCUUACACAUUUCAUUGGUACAAGCAGUGACCAACUCAGUUAUCAACCCAAGAAGAUUGGUGAAUUGCAGCCAGCAAACGUUAGAUGUGCUACAACUACUGUUCUUCUGCACAGUGAUGUCAAGUUCUGUAUUCCAUACCCAUGUUUUUAAAAAUAUUUAUAAAUAAAAAAUUACUUGUAAAUAUUUCCCUCUAA